Messenger RNA from Acanthaster planci (crown-of-thorns starfish), 4474 nucleotides. It is a transcript of the gene stn1, whose product is annotated as STN1 subunit of CST complex. Lineage: Eukaryota; Metazoa; Echinodermata; Asteroidea; Valvatida; Acanthasteridae. The record is from RefSeq and is a predicted model, not a curated record. Gene Ontology annotation, molecular function: nucleic acid binding; metal ion binding.
UGAUCGAUCAUGAUGAUUUCUGAUCUCCGCAUGCAGUGCGAAAGUUCGUUUUAUAGCUUAAGUCUGAUCGUGUGAAAAGACACUUUUGGUUUUUUUUUUUGAUGGACAAAAAUAAUAUUUCAAAAAGCUGCCUUAUGUUAUCCAGACACAGACAGUACUCAAGUUGGAAAAGUGUGACAAAUGGGUUCAGAUUCAAGUGGAGUUGUGGAAUUUCUUCCCAAGCAAUUUUGGCAUUUGGAUCCCGUGUACCGAUCGUAUGCCAAGCUGUACAUUGCGGAUAUUCUGCAGUUGAAGCAUUAUUCGACUGACGAAGGGGCAUUUGCAUACCAGAAUCAUCCUAUAAACAGAGUUGACGUUAUUGGAUGGUUGGUAAGAGUAGAGGAACGACCGAGUAUGUUUUAUUAUGGAGUUGAUGAUGGUACAGGGGUGAUCAACUGCUGCUGUUGGAAAUCAAAGAAUAACGGGGAACCUAGAAGUAUGCUGAAUGGUGAAGGCACAUCAUUGAGUGAUAUCGUCCUCAGUAAAGUAUACAAGUAUGACACUCAGGAGUCAUGUCUUGAACUGGGUGAUGUGAUUCAUGUCAGGGGUCGUUUGAAGUGCUAUCGCAAUAGACUGGAAGUGUCAGCUUCCUAUUACAGAAAGAUUGAUGAUCCAUGUUGCAGGAUUGAGAUCCAUCGAAUGGAAGAAUUACCAAACAUCUAUGAGAAUGUCUAUGACCUUCCAUUUGUUCUUCCAAGCCAUGUGAUGCAAGAGUUGAAAGUUCAAAAUGAGGAAGAAAGGACUGGACUGACGAGAGAGGCUCAACUGAUCGACAGAUUACAAAAUUAUCUUCAAAAUCACCUUGCUGACAGACACACAGGAAUAAAGAAUUUUCAUCUGAAUGAAUUGGAGACUUUGGAUGAUGUAAUGGCUAUAGCUUCAUGUCAAUGCCUGGAAUAUAAAAAUGAGGGUGGCAGUGGCUCCGCCCCUAUCAAACAAAUCCGUAACAUCAUCAAGCAAGCAGUGCUGAGGUUGGAGAGAGAGGGCACUGUAUACCGGAGUGGGAUGAUUCAUGAUAUGUACGAGGUGGUAAGGACCAACUUACCUUCAAGACUGGACAAAACAAUUCUACAGAUCUUGAGGAGUGACUGUCAUCUUUCCAGAUAUGAAGGAGGCUGUCAUUACAUGCAUGUUAUGGACAGACUACAUGAAUAUAGUGACUUCCAAAAUGUCUCGGUGGAUACUGUCCGAAUGGCUUUGUUGAGGCUGGAAGAACACAGUGAUGUUAUCAGUGCAACAUCCAAACAUUUCAUACCGGUCAACUGACCAAGGUCAACAUCGAGGUCAAGCAGUCAGUUGAUUCUGGUCAGUAAUCAAGGUCAAGAGAUCUUCUGAACUAAGUCAGCAACAAGGCCAAGGGUCAGUGUAACUAACACAGUGAGGACAGCACACAGAGUGAAGUCAGAACACAUCUGAAUGCUUCAUCAUGGUCAUUUGACCCUGGUCAGCAUCCAGAUCAAGAGGUUAGUGCAAUUCAAAACAAUUUAAAUAAUAUGACACAUUAAAAAAAUCCUGCUACUUUUGACCAUAGGAAUACCCUUGAAAUUAUCUGUAGAUUGUUGGUAGUGCAGUGCUGAGUACAAAACAUCAAGUUUAUUUAAGUUUAUUCCGUAGAGGAUUAGCUUUCUCUUACAACCUGCAAAUUUGGAACGAUUUCUAUUCAAAAUAUUUAUGUGCUUUCCACCACCACCCUGGAUAGGAUUGUGCUGUACAGGUCAUCAAGCAAUGUUAACAUGUGUUUGAGUAACAUGCAUUACACACUAUUGCAGUGUAUUUCAAGUGGGCAGUAAGGGUCAAUGUUUUAAGCAGGUGGGGGUCUAGCGGUCUCUUGGACACACCUUACACCAUCUUUGACAUCUUAAAUUUUUUGUUUCAAACACAAAUGCAUAAAUCCUAACCAGCUUUGACAUCCUGGUUUUUCACUUUAUUGGACACUCUAUUUUCAAAUACAUGUCACCGCUACACACUACUCCGGUGUCAAUGUACCAUGGUUGGAACAUUACUCCUAAAGUUACAUGUAUGAACGGCGCAUUGACAAGGCUCAUGAAUUGCCCCCUCAAGGCAAUGCAGUAAGGCAAUAGGCAAUCAAUCAUGUUUAUUGUGUUUACACAUUAUAUACUCCAAGGCAAUGAGUUACAGCUUGAUUUUCAGAAGCUGGGCUAGAUGGAAUGUGUAACACUGUAACAUUGUCACAAAUAGCCACGCACAUGGCACAGUUUAGACAAGGAUUCAGGAAGAGGAAAUGCUAAUGUUGAAUUCAGGAAAAAAUAUAUGAGAAACUUGAGAGCACACUGCUUGUGAGUUAAUGAGCAUGUACAUACAAUAGAUUUAAAGUAACCACACAUGUACACAGACAUGUCAUUCCUUUUAUGUUUGAUCUCCCGGUAACAUGUGGUUUAAACAGUCAUGUUAAACAAUCAUGUCUACAAAAGUGUAUUGCAUGUACUUGUUACAUUUAUCACUUUUUACCGAGCUGUACUGCUUGCUUUGGGUCCAAGUUAAGAAAUUAGAAUUCUGUUAAAUUUAUGCAUACAGUGAAUGUUCAAAUUACAUAUGCAGUAUAAAUAAACAAUAUUCAUCAUGGUACAUGUAUGUGUGGUAACUGAUCUGUUCAAUAAGAAAUCAUGUAAAGAAUGUUUUAUAUGGCACAGUUACCUUUUUUUUUUUGUGCUGUAAAGUCAAACUUCUUUGAAGUGGUUGGCUUAAGUGUUGGUUCUUGAUGCAGAGUUUGCAUCCAAAGCUGUGUUAUGUUUGGCCAAGCUAGAGAAGAACUCCUGGGGCUUCUCUGGUUAAACAGGACAACGGAUUUCAUGAAGAAAUUUGUCAUUUCAAAUUUCCAGCAGAGAGACAGUGUCUAGCUUUACUUUAAGAUUAGUCCUUCCUGGAAGCAUCCUUGGUUGGGUCUUGAUAUUUGACCCACACGUAUCUUCAUGUGGAUGGUGGUAAAAAGGGACUUUCCCUGUCUCAGGUUUCCUGUUUCAAACAUGAUUUAUUUUCAAGCUUCCUUUCCCAAUGAUCUCUAUGUUAUAUUACAAAUUUCAAAGGAUGGUUUAUUUCAAGACUUUACUGCAGAAGUACAUGUAAAUGGUAGUUAAUGCAUCAUGCUUUGAGAAAGAGAAAUAAAAGACAAUGCAGGAAAAGUAUAAACUGGAAAUCUGCUUAGUGUAAAACCUAUAUACAUGCAUGUACAUGUACAUGUGUAAUUUAAUGUUUACAAUUUUAUUUACUAGAAUAAAAUCAAACCCUUGGCUACAUAAAUGGAUCCAACCUUUAAUGUAGUCAUGGAUAUGUAAUGACUGCCCAUUAUUGCUGCAAGUUAAUUUAUUUUGUGUAAAGUACUGAUCCUAUUGAAAUCAUGGUGCAUACAACAAGCUCAUGUGGUUUUCUACCAUGAGUGUUCAUAAUGAACUUAGACAAGCCCAGCUGUUAAUCAUUACUAAUGCCAUGAAUGCCAGACCACAGAGUGACUUGGAAAAUGCGGAAAUGGACUUGCUUCAUUGAUCCACCAGGAAAUAAUUUCAUUUCGUCGUCGCUGUCAUCCAGAUAUUAAAUAAUGCAUGACUGGUUUCAUGGUUAAUACUGCAGAUAUAUUUGUAGGAUGAAGGAUACAUGUAUUUUUUUCUGUCAUAGAAUUGACAAAUAGUUCCACUCAACUAAAAAUGUAAUUAAACCAAUGCUUGCAUGCAGCCCAUAAACCUAUUUUGCAUAUAAUUAAAAUAUUCAGAAAGGUUUACUAUUUCAUUUAUUUAUCACCAUAUAUAAUUUUUUUAAAGACAAAUCAUCAGUAUUAUUGCAUAUCAGUGCACUUCUUGCAUAAUAAAAAUUGGUAGGAUGUACAGUACAGUACGUACACGUAUAUAAGUAUAAUUUACAUACAUGUAUCAACUUUGUAUAGCACGGUGCACAAAUGACAGUAAAGACAAAACAUGACGUUAAAAACACCUUGGAAAGUACUGUCCAUAUAAAAUUGACAAAUUUGAGAUUUAACAAGUCAACAUCAGAAAAGAAAGACAUAAAAAGACUGAAAAUAAAUACAUUCAAAGUCUGAAAUAGCCAUGAGGCAUACUAUACCUAAAGUUACGGCAAGUCAAAAGUAAUAUUUCUGUUUAUCAACACUUUGUUAGCAUUUCAGUUGCGACAAUAAUUUGUAAUUGUAAUAAAAGCAAAAAUUCUAAAUUCUUUUUGCAUAAAAAGCUAAAUAAAGAGAAAGACACAGCAAAUUACACAUAUCAAACACCAAUUAUGCAUCAAUCAUCAAUGAUGAAGCAGUUUGUAAAUGCUAAAACAAAUGAACAUCACUCCUAUCAAUCGUAACUCUGAGUAGAAGUAACAUCUGCAUAAUAUGACAUCAGUGAAGUUGGACAGCUCAUUAUGCUCAUCUUUCAAGAUUUAUAUCUGGACUUCCACCUUUUACAAAUAAAUCACUUGGAAAACA